Molecule: messenger RNA, 32654 nt
Organism: Porites lobata
Lineage: Eukaryota; Metazoa; Cnidaria; Anthozoa; Scleractinia; Poritidae
Source: the annotation of a GenBank genome assembly
AUGGCGGCUUCUGUGCUCGAUGGUGAAAAACUUUGUGAGGUGUCAGGUAAUGUUAGAUGGUCCAGUAUGGCACAAGCUCCAAUGAGCAUUCAAAGUGGAUCGUUAGCUGUUUAUAAGCUCAGUGAUAGCUUUUACAUUCAUGCAAGAACGACAGCAAAAAGAGGAAAGGUAAGACGAUGCAUCUCGGCUAUUUCUCAUCGUAUCUCUGUGUAGCCUUAACUUAAGCGUACCAACUCAUUUACGAGGAUUCUUAUGUCGUUGACGCGAACCAUUGGCGUACAGUAAAACCUUCUUAGUAAGAACACCAAAGGGAUGGAGCCAAAUUUUCGCUUUAAUAAGAUUUCCGUAUGAUAGAACUAAUAUUACUUUUUGAAGUUUGGCAUCUCUACUGGGACUAAUCAAAAGAGCUUUCCCCUAAUUAAGAGGAGAUUCGACUGUACUUGAUUUAGCAUUUUGUUAGAACAUUAUGUUCUUGAAGGCGUAAUUUCAUUCUUAACUUUAUGUUUGAAAACAUCGGACAAUCUGGACAAUGUAUCUCUAUGAAUGCAAGGCAUACGCAUUGCAUUCUAAUCAAAUUUGCCAACACAUGUACAGAAUACCGUAACUUAACCUUUCCUCAUUUAGUUUAUGCUCUUACAAGGAUAUAAGUAAAUUACAUUUUAGGCUUGUAAUAGAUUGAGAUAACGUAUCAUUAUACAUUUUGGGUCAUGUAGCAGCUGCUCGUAAGAGAAGUCACCAAUAGUGCCUAACCCUGACCCCAAACAAUUCUAAAAUAAUUGAGAGAAUGACCUGUCAUUGUUUACUGUGACCAAUUAGAAAAGACCUCACAAGCAGCUCCUGCAUUACUCUACAUUUCUGUGAAACUACCUACCUACCCCUUCCCAAAUGUAUAAUGUGGGAAACUACCCACCUACCCCUCCCCUUAGCCAACAUUAACACUUACUUUUCACUUAGGGCAAAAAUGUUGCCUUAGGGGAGGGGUAUGUGGGCAUUUUCUCAGAAACGUAUGAUGAUCCGAGGUAACAAGGAACAGGCAAAUGUAGACAGGAGGUCUGUAUUUGAUCUGUAUAAUACAUUUAUUCUUUAGGUAAUACAAAAGCCAAAUCCAAUGAUAUUCAAAACAUUCUUACAUGUACCUCAAUCAAUGUUCCUGUUUCUUGACAAAUUCAAGAUAUAAAGGGGUAUUUUGUCUAGUGGAUAUUCUUCAAAAUUAGGAUCAGUUGUCAUCUAUCAAGUUGUAUUCUUACUGCUGGUACAGCUGAGGGAAUGUAACCUUGUUCCCAGGGUUUCUGGUUGCUGUCCCCUUUUUGGUGAUCUUUAUUCUGUACUAUCGAUGCCAUCCAAAUUUGGUCAACAUCAGCUAGUUAAGAAGGAAUGUCAGUCAUUUCGCUAACAGUUCGUUUUGCCAACACUGAGGUUGAUUAUCCCACAUGAUCUUAAGAUCUGAGAUGGGUUUUGUGAUUUAUUUUGCUAUUUGCUCAGCCAAUUAACUUGCGUGAACAGAUCCAUGAUCAAGUUAGUAUUACACAAAUUGUUGCGUGAAUUGCUUUUAAGGUUUAAAUUAAACAUUUAGGUUUUUGAAUAAAAUAUUUCAAGAAACAACAUCUCCGUUUACUGAUUAUUUACAACCUGUUUACACUCCAAGUCUACUACUAAGAAGGUCACCGAGGUGGCAUUUUUUGAAGUGACAACUUUAAGAAGUCAUGUGGUUGUCCAAAGGAUAAUAUUUAAAAUUAGUUUAAACAUGCCAGAGUCAUCGGUAAUCUUUACUUCUAUUUAAUUUUUAUACAAAACUACUACUUGUAUAAACUUAGUGUUGCUGAAACAACUUUAACAUGUCCUCAUGAGAUAUAUUGAUCACUCCACCCUUCCCCUCGAGGAGGAAAAAAGAGGAUCUGUCUGAAUCACUUCCUAAGCCUCAGAAGUGGCUACAGCCUGAAUUUCUGGACUAGUCGAUCUUGUUUUCUUUUGUCAAACUGAUUUUUUAAGUGCAAGCAUCCGUCUAUUGAUAAAACCAUGUCAUAACUGAUCCCGCUUUACCAAUGCAAUUAGCAGGGGAUGCUCAACAAAGAUCUUACUCAAUUCAUGCAAUCUCUCUGAAAUACACCAAAAUUGAAGAAGCGAAAGAAAGACUCUGCUAGCAGGCUGUGAUCAAUCCAGCACAGCAAAUGAAACUAUUUGAAUGCUACAGUCAGGGGCACCCAACGAAGAUAUAGUUCAAAACCACUUAACAUAGCAUUGUUGAACGUAUUUUAGUAUUUAAACGGUAGAUAUAGGCAUAUUUUUAUCCCCUAAAAAUUUUUCAUCUGUUCGGAUUUCCCAGCUGAAAGUCUAGUGAUCCGAAAAUUAUAAGGAUCAAAACUUACCUUUUCGAAAAUUUCAGCCAGGAAAAGACUCCCAAAAAUUCUAGGUGGCCUUUUUUAGGGUAAAUAUCCGUUUAAAAUGGGUAAUUAUACCAUUUUGUAGAUGUUCGAAAAUCCUAGGAGAGGCAGGCAAGCAAGAAAUUUUACAACAAAUGUUCCGAAAAUUCUAGUUCUCAAUUCGUCUUCCGAACAGAUAUUUUCCCGAAAACUGCCGUUGGGUGCCCCUGUACAGUAUUUAAUAAUAUUUUUACAGUCCCUUUGGCACUUCAUUUCAUUAGUGUUACUAGGGAAUGACUGCUUAUAUAAACAAUCAAACAAGUGGUUUGUUUUUUUUUUGUCUUUCAUGUCAGUUCCUUUUGAAAGCCAACAAAUUUGGUGUGGUCACCCGUGAUUCCAAAUUAACUUUGUCAUUAGAUACAGACAGCAAAGCUUCAGUGUCUAUAAACAUGAAAGAUGCCAAUCCAAGUCAGCUGAGGGUGUUUCUAGAUUCUCUGAAUGGCAUUAUGGCCUAUCACUCUUCAUUGAAAGGUAAGAUACAUUAAAUUCAGUCCCCGUGUAAAGAUAAUGUAAAUAAUUGUGUGCAUUUUGAACUGCCAUAGUGAUGAUAUUGGCCACCUGUAAUGCGCCAAUCACCAUUUUAUCUGGUAACUUUAUAGCCAAUAACAUAACGGCUUAACUGAAAGAUAACCAAUAAAAUUUUGAAUGACUGGAGUUUAAUACCAUUAACUGAUAUUGUGCAACUCACUUUGACUCUGAAGAUGACCACCGCACAGGUUGUUGAAAUUUCAGCCACUUUCAAUUAUAACAGUCCCAUUCAGGACUACGCUCACCCGGACAAUCAUAUUCCACCUGUUUAUGAAUGAAUCCUGGGCAAAACCUUUCAAUAUAAUGACAACACUUGGCAGUCACUGACAGUGACUGUGGAUUGACUGUUCAAACUUGAAAUAUAAAAAAACAAAAAACAAAAAAAACAAGCAUUUAAAUAUUAAAUUUGUUUACCUCUGUGAUGAUAUCCACAGGCAAGUUAUCUUCGUCCUCAUCUAAAGAAAAUAAAGUACAUGAUAUUGAGGUGAGUGAUACAUGUAGAUUUCUUAACUAACGGAUUAUUGUGCUUGUCUUCGUGCAUGUGCAUGCAAGCCCAGAGCACAGUGUACAUAGCAUACAUGCCAUACUUUGUAAUCUUUUUUUUAGGCAGCACUCUAGUAUUUCCAAAACCAAAUGAAAAUUUAGAAUAAUUAUGUAUGGCAGUGCACUGUUCAUCUGAAAUCUGCUGCUGGAUAUCCCCCUUUUUCAUGUUUUUUCACAGACUGGUAACUGUUGGCAACAGUUACCAGCGCCGUACAAACGACCAGAGUAUAAUACCAUCAACUGACGUGAUACAACUCACUUUGACUCUGAAGAUGACUACCGCACAGGUUGUUGAAACGUCAGUCACUGUCAACAACAACAGUCCUAUUCAGGACUACGUUCACCCGGACGAUCAAACUCAACCUACUUUUGAAAUGACUCCUGGGUUCAAAACUUUCACAAUAAAAUAAAUAUUAACGUGCAGUUUGGUGGUCGAUUGGUUCAGACACCCCCCAUUAAAAAAUACUGGAUCCGCCCCAUGAAGCUAUAAUCAUACAUGUAUGUGAACUAUACAUGUAUGAUAUUCUUAAUUUUUUAGACAUCUUUUUGCUUUUAGAACCAGCCAUGUAAUACCUUGAACUCCAGUGGCUCAGCUCCAGGAGUUUUAACUCACAAAUUACCUCCAAGAAGCAAGCCUGUGUCCUCUUCACCAUGCAGUCCACAGAAGUAAGUUUGUUACAACAUUAAUUUUGGUUCUCACCUUUUUAGAGGGAAAAUCCAUUUUUUUUAUUCCAAAAAGCAAGAAUUUUGCUGAAUAUGUCCCGUGUAGGACUAUGAAAAAGCUAGUGAAGUCCCCAUGGUUUUUGCAAUAGGUAUCCCUGUUCUCUUGUAAUCCUCCUGACUCCACCUUUUGGGAUAUGAGAUUUGCAAUUAGUCUCUCCUAUAAUCUACCAUGAAAUCCACUUAUGUAACCCAGUUGGAUUGUUUUUAAACAAAUAUACACUCAAAUAAUCAACACCACUGUAGAGCAAAGUGGUGCACAUGAUACAGGUUAAAAUUAAAUUCAGGUUAAAAGUUUUUAACCUAGGGUGAUUCUAAAUAAAUUAUUUCCUUUGUCUCCUAGCCCUAAUUAUUCAUGAAUAACCUGAAUUUAAUUUUGCCCUGUAACACCCUUGCAGCAAAUCAUAAUGUACAAUACAAUACAGUAAUUACCUCUCCCAAGGGGGCUAUUCUGAGAUAAUUUACAAAGAAAUAAUUAACUAGGAGUAAUCGGAGCUUAGGAGAGUGAGUUUGAUAUGUUUGCUAGGCGUACAGGUAGCAGUUGAGGGGAAAGGGUGGAUGGUUCUUGCGAUAGACAACUAUGAUUAUGGCAUAUUUUGAACGUAAGGGUUGCGUACAGCGAAACCUCGAUUUAAACUGUGCAUGAUAAUGAAAAGGUUUUGAAGGCUAGUGAUCAGCGUGAUGAGGGAGGGAAAGAAACACAGUGAGUAUUGGGUGAGAAACCUUGCUGGAAUUGAACUUGCAGCCUUUUAAAAAUGGGCUUAUUGAGAGAGUGCACAUAGUUGACAGGUGCACUUGAUUGGCACAUGCCAAGUACAAAUUUGCAAGAGAAAGCAGACCCCAUUGUGAUAGGAGACUCAACUGGCCUUAGAAUUCUAGCAAUAAGAAUGGGUUUACGCUGGCUGAGGAGUGAAUGAAGCAGAACAUGUUUUUCUCACACUCAGCUGUGAGUAUUGGUUUGAGUGUAUGGAGGGGCUUUGGGUCUCAUUUGGUGUGUCAGAGUUCUUUCUUUUUUUUUGCCGUCCACCAUUGCCUAUCCUGUCCCGCCCACCCACCCUUGAUGUGUUUUUUGAGUAGCUCUGGUUGUUAUUGUAUAUAGUCUCAGUUUCUUGUCUGCCAUUUUUAGCUCGUUUGUGCUGUAAUACUAGCGAUUUAUGGUGUUGAUAUUUGUGGUGUGAGAACCAUAAUAUUUUAUUCUGAAAUUAAUGCCUGUUACAUCUUGGGUAAUGUAAGGUUCCUCCAUGACAUUAAUUUUUUUCUGUUUUGUUUUUUAGCAGGAUGACACCAAACAGACCAUCCAACUACUUUGCAAAACAAAUGAAUCCACCUUCUUCCUCCUACAAUUCUCAGAAUAAAAAAACACCAUUCUUUGAUCAAACAAGAGCAAGAGGUUAGUGAUGAAAAUUGAACAGUAACUUGAUACAUGUACAUAGAGAUAUAGAGUCAGAAAUUAACUUUUUUCUAUGGGCACCAUCUGGCGACUGGAAAAAAAAUUUUUAGUCACCAGAUAGCAAAAAUUAGUUGGCAAAAAUCUUUUCCUUGCCAAUAACACAUGAAAAAAAACAAAUGUUUUGGACAUUUUCAGCUCAUUUCCUUAACUGUUAUCCUCCAAUUAUUAUUUUACAAAGAAGGUACCUUGUUGACAGGGUGACAUUUGAAAUUGUGGUCGUCAGCUCUCAAUUUUAAGGUGCAUUGGUGUCCAGCUAGUCACAAUUUCGGACCCUGAGUAUAUUAUAGAAAGAUGGGUUAUUAAAAGGCUGUACAUACAUUGGUUUUAUGACUUCCAGUAAUUCAAAGCCAUUGACUCUACAAUGUACAUAACUAAUAAUUCAGCCACUGGCUUCUUUUGCAUUGACUUCACAUCAAAGCUUACAAAUAUUUUCUUAGACCACUGCUUGCUUAUCCUUAUGUCUUUUUCCUUACUCAGGGUUCUCAUUAAGUGGCGACAGCCAGCUAAAAAACCAACCACUCGGAGGUUUGAGCCAUCUACUUUUUGGGGAAAUAGGCUAAAAUGAGAGAGUGAUAGCUUGAAAUUGCCUACAGCACUCAGUUACCAAACUGCCUACUUUUUGUAUCCUAGCUGUCUACUUUAAAAAUUAAUGAGAACCCUGCUUACGGUAUGUGAAUAAAGAAAAUUAAAGCAUUGGAUGCUCAUGAACACUUCUCCUUAAAUAGUUUGGCAACAUCCACACCCUUGUUCAAAUUAAAAUAUAAAAAAAAAACAAGCAUUUAAAUAUUAAAUUUGUUUACCUCUGUGAUGAUAUCCGCAGGCAAGUUAUCUUCAUCCUCAUCUAAGGAAAAUAACAUACAAGAUAUUGAGGUGGGUGAUGCAUGUAGAAUUCUUAAUUAACCAACUAUUGUGCUCUCGUCUUUGUACAUGUGCCUGCAAGCCUGAAGCACAGUGCACACAGCAUACAUGCCGUACUUUGUAUCCUUUAUUUUAGGCACCACUCUAGUAUUUCCAAAACCAAAUUAAAAUUUAGAAUAAUUAUGUACAGCAGUGCACUGUUCAUCUGAAAUCUGCUGCUGAAUAUCCCCCUUCUUCAUGUUUUUUUUCACAGACUCAAUUUAUUUAUCUUGUUUAUCAUGAUUUGAUUUUUCAUCUGAAAGCAUUUCUCUACCAUUUGAUAUUUAAACCACACACAACUGACAAUCCCUUGACCUUUAAAAUGUUUGUUCUUGUACAUUGUAGAGGCUUGGUACAAUGUAAUGAAUUUUACAAUAGAAUGUGAUUAGUCUUCUUAUCUAGCUUUCUUUUGAACAGGGUGUUUCUAAAUAAUAAUUGUUAUUGUUUUGUAAAUCAGGCUUUGCAUUGUCUGUGAUGCAGCAAAGCAUUGUCAAACAAAGUGCAUAAACAUUUGGCUUAGUUGGCCUUUCAUACCUGUGGCUUGAAGCAGGAGCGGAUCCAAGUGGGGUGGAUUGGGUGGCUAGCCACCCCCCUUUUGGACAGCCCACCAAAAAAAAUUUAUACAUUAAAAACAAACAGAAAUAUGUGGGUCCCAAAAAAUAUAGAAAUGCAUGCAAUCGCCUUGCAUACAAAACGCAGAACCAUUGAUAGAAGUGUGGUUUGUGAGAAAUUUGUGAUGCUGAAUGAUGGCAUCUUCACUUUUCGCCCACUACAUGUAAGUUAUUUUUUCUAUUUUGUGGCUUUUCAAGAGUUUGCAGCGAUACUGUCUCCAAUUCAUCCUUUCUGAAUCACCAUGUUUUGGGACAAACGUUGGACAACAUAAAAUAAAUUAAUGCGUAGUUUGGUGGCCAAUUGGUAUCAGACACCCCCCAUUAAAAAAUCCUGGAUCCGCCCAUGAAGCUAUAAUCAUACAUGUAUGUGAACUAUACAUGUACGAUAUUGUUAAUUUUUUAGACAUCUUUUUGCUUUUAGAACCAGCCAUGUAAUACCUUGAACUCCAGUAGCUCAGCUCCCGCAGUUUUAACUCACGAAUUACCUCCAAGAAGCAAGAUUGUGUCCUCCUCACCGCCCAGUCCACGGAAGUAAGUUUAUUACAACAUUAAUUUUUGUUGUCACCUUUUUAGGGGGAAAAUCCGGUUUUUUUAAUCCAAAAAGUAAGAAUUUUGCUGAAUAUGUCCCGUGUAGGACUAUGAAAGAGCUAGUGAAGUCUCCAUGGUUUUUGUAAUAGGUAUCCCUGUUCUCUUGUAAUCUUCCUGACUCCACCUUUUGAGAUAUGAGAUUUGUAAUUAGUCUCCUAUACCCUGUCAUGAAAUCCACUUUAUGUAACUCCGUUGGAUUGUUUUUAAACAAAUAUAUACUCAAAUAUUCAACACCACUAUAGAGCAAAGUAGUGCACAUGUUACAGGUCAAAAUUAAUUUCAGGUUAAAACUUUUUAACCUAGGUUGAUUCUCAAUAAAUUAAUUAUUUCCUUUGUCUCCCAGCCCUAAUUCAUGAAUAACCUGAAUUUAAUUUUGCCCUGUAACACCCUUGCAGCAAAUCAUAAUGUCACUGGUUUGUUGCCUUGCUGCAAGGAAGAGAAAAAAAAAUUUUUCUUGUCGAAGAUGGUAAACAGGAGGUUAAAACUGCUAAAUGAAGAUUACAGUGGUUUGAGAUUUGAAGUAAGUUUUCCCUCUCUAUAAGAUGAGCAGAAUCUGUUUCAUGGUAUAAUACAACACAGUAACUAUAAUUAUUACCUCACCUGAGGGGGCUAUUCUGAGAUAAUUUACAAAGGAAUAUUAGUUAAAUUUUACAUCAUCACCCUGCUGAGGGAGGGAAAGAAAUACAGUGAGUAUUGGGUGGGAAACCUUGCUGGAACUGAACUUGCAGCCUUUUAAAAGUGGGCUUAUUGAGAGAGUGCACAUAGUUAACAGGUGCACUUGAUUGGCAUGCGCCAAGUACAAAUUUGCAAGAGAAAGCAGAUCCCAUUGUGACAGGAGACUCAACUAGCCUUGGAUUUCUAGCAAUAAGCAUGGGUUUACACUGACUGAGGAGCAAAUGAAGCAGAAAAUGUUUUUCUUACACUCAGCUGGGAGUAUGGGUUUGAGUGUAUGGAAGGGCUUUGGGUCACAUGGUGUUUCAGAGUUCUUUUGUUUUUUUUUUGCCAUCCACCAUUGCCUAUCCUGUGCAGCCCACCCACCCUUCAUGUGUUUUUUGGGCAGCUGUGGUUGUUAUUGUAUCUAGUCUCAGUUUCUUGACAGUCAUUUUUAUAGCUCCUUUGUGCUGUAAUACCAGUGAUUUAUGGUGCUGAUAUUUGUAGUGUGAGAACCAUAAUUUUAUUCUAAAAAAACAAUACCCAUUACAUCUUGGGUAAUGUAAGGUUCCUCCAUAACAUUAUAUUUUUCUGUUUUGUUUUUUAGCAGGAUGACACCAAACAGACCAUCCAACUACUUUGCAAAACAAAUGAAUCCACCUUCUUCUUCUUACAAUUCUCAGAAUAAAAAAACACCAUUCUUUGAUCAGACAAGAGCAAGAGGUUAGUGCUGAAAAUUGAAUAAUAAUAAUAAUAAUAAUAAUAAUCUGCACAUGAUACAUGUCUACUAGAUAGAGAUAUAGAGUUGGACAUUAAAUUUUUUCUAUGGGGCACCAUCUGACAACUAGAUAAAAAUGUUUGGUCACCAGAUAGCAAAAAUUAGGUGGCAAAAAUCUCUUCCUUGCCUUUAACACAUGAAAAACAGCGAAUGUUUUGGACAUUUUCAGCUCAUUUUCAUUAACUGUUAUCCUUAGCUAAUUAUUUACAAAGAAGCUACCAUGUUGACUGGGUGGCAUUUGAAAUCCUGGUUGUCAGCUGUUGAUGUUUAGUUGCAUUGGUGUCCAGCUAGUCACAAUUUCGGACCCUGAGUAUAUUACAGGAAGAUGGUUUAUUAAAAGGCUGUACAUACAUUGUUCAUUUGUCAGUAAUGUAAAAAGGCAAUGAGUUGUCUAAGGAGGUUGAAAGUGGAACUUGUCAGUAACUUUUUGUAGGUUGUUCUUUAAUUAUUAUCGGUUUUAUUGUACAUGUAGAUAACCUUAGCAACACGUCUAGUAGUGGCAAAUCUGCAUCAUCAUUCUAUGGUCGUAAUUCUGGUAAUUCUGGCUUGUUUUCCUUUGAAAGGUUAGUAUUGUUUAUUUUAUUUCUCUUGAAAAUAUAUCUUGGUAGGAGGAAAUUGAUGUCAGUCACUCUUGGAAAUUUAAGGGUCAAGUGUCUUUUUGCCGGCACAACAAGCAUUGUGCAAUGCAGGAUUUGUUUGUUGUGAUAUAAUUAGUGUUCCUUGUUAAUGUAAGAGACACAAAGCCGUCCAUAUUUUCUGUGGAAAAUUAUGGUAUUGUGUUUUGUGUCAUGAAACUAGAAAAAGAAUUAAUGUUGCUCAAACUAUUGGAGAAACAUACAGGAAAACAGAACAUUGCUGAAAAAAGGAAUGGAAUUUUUUAUUUAUACUAAAAGGCAGUAGUGCUCAUAAUUUAUUGCAAAAUAUGGCAUGUAUCAGUAUAUAAAUACCUAUGUAGGUAGGAUCCUAGGCAGGACAGUCAAGAACCUCGGUGGGGCAGUCAGGUGCCUGUGUGGGACAGCAUGAAGCCUGUGUGGGACAGUGGAGAGCCUGAGUGGGGCAGUAGGGAGCCUGGAUGGAGAAGUUGGAUAGUGGGAAGCCUGUGUAGGACAGCCCUGGGUGGAGAAGUUGGAAGCCUGUGUGGGACAGUGGGGAGCUUGGGUGGGGCAGUGGGGAGCCUGGAUGGAGAAGUUGAAUAGUGGGAAGCCUGUGUGGGACAGCCCUGGGUGGAGAAGUUGGAAGCCUGUGUGGGACAGUGGGGAGCUUGGGUGGGGCAGUGGGGAGCCUGGAUGGAGAAGUUGAAUAGUGGGAAGCCUGUGUGGGACAGCCCUGGGUGGAGAAGUUGGAAGCCUGUGUGGGACAGUGGGGAGCCUGCAUGGGACAGUAAGAAGCCUGGGUAGAGAAGGUGGAAGCCUAGUUGGGACAGUCUCUGGUUGCUGGGUGGGACAGUGGGGAGCCUUAGUAGGGCAGUCAAAGGCCUGUGUGGAACAGUUGGGAGCCUGGGUGGGGUAGUGGGGAGCUGCGUUGGACAAUGGAGAGCCUGGUUGGGGCAGUAGACGACCUGUGUAGAACAGUUGGGAGCCUUGGGAAGACAUUGUUGAUCUUGUGUGGUAUAGUCAGGAUCCUGAGUGUGGCUGUUGGGAUCCCAGAUGGGACAGGUGGUGUGAUUUGCCAGGAAAUACCAACCAUCUCCCUUACCACACAUUAUGAUUCAUUGUAAUGUUUUUAUUUUAUUAUUUUUUUCAACCGCAGGAAAAGUUCAGGUACCUUGGGUCCAGGCUUGAUGCCUCCACCUCGUUUGUCAAGUGCAAUUACCUUCAGGUCUCGUGAUAAGCGACCUUUUGAAAAGGAAGUCACCUUAACAGGGUAAAGAAUUAAUUUAUUUCUACUUGUAAUAAUUAUUAUUAUAGAUGUAGAAAAUCAACACUGUCUUUUUAAGCAGUGGACAUAAGGCUUUUAGAAACCAGGGCAGUUGCAUUAUAGUAAUAAAGUUGUAGAUUUCAUAUUGUUCUCAUUUUUGUAAUAAUAUUUUAUUAUAUUUUCUGUGUACAAGUUUUUCAAUCCUACUUUCAUGUUUUUCAAAUACGUGUACACUAGUUUGCGUCCUAUCCAUAAUUCCCCUCAAAGGGUUAUUUGGCUUAAACCCCUUAACCCUUGACAAAUUUUGGCCAUUUAAGAAUGUUAACUCCCAUACCCACAAUGCCUCUUUCCCCAUUGGAGGUUAAAUUUAUCUACUUUUGAUAUAGAGAGGUUUGAGACAUUCACAUUUAAACGACCUUUAACUGUCCAUUUGGAUCAGGGUCCCUUGUGCUGCAUGAAACAUCAUCAGUUUCAAAUAUUAUAGACAACUUUGAUGACUGACUUGUGCAGGGGGGAGAGAUCAGAGAAAAAUGAAACAGACCAGAGAGAAAUGCAAAGAAAAAAAACAUGAUAAUUUGAACACUUUCUACCUGUACUUCCUUCAAAUUAUUUUGAUGUCAUAAUCCUCAUUGUUCCUUGAAAACUUUUCCAACUGAAAUAUAUAGUAGAAGAGAAGCAAGAAAUUGCAAGGAGAAAAGUCUUACCUUUGUCCCAUCACCAAAGCAGGCAUUCUUUCUGUGGGGUGAUUUGACUGUGGAAUUGAUCUAGACAACAUUAAGAAAGUGAUAAAGUUUCUGAUAAUGUUUUGUGUCAAGUGAAUAAAAAAGCAAAUAAUAAAUUUGUUUUAUUCUUUUAAGUUUUUCUAAUUUGGGGAACACUUGCUACAUGAAUGCCAUUCUACAAUCCCUUUUGGGAGUUCCACCAUUCGUUCAAGAUCUUUCAAACAAAGCUUUGUUAGACCGAGUUCAUCCACAUUGUCUCUACCGGUGAGUACAGAUUCUCCUUCUAUGAAUUUAACUUUCUCAUGCUAGGUGAAAAAAAUAUAUAUAUUAUUACAGGGUUCGCAUGCACCUUGAAUGUCCUUGCAUUUUAAAAUAGAAAUUUAAAGCCUUGAAAGUCCUGAAAAUUGCACUCAGUGCUGGAAAGUCCUUGAAUUUCAAUGCUAACUGUAUAGUUUUGAGUAGAACUCCGAAGGAAAAGAAACAAACACAGAAAGACGCUCAGGGUAAAAUUAUUCAUGUUGUGAAGAACUAAAAAAGACAUAGACUCAAGGCUCUUUUUUGCACUGAAAGGAGUCCUCAAAAAAUGGGAAAUGUGUUCUUGAAAGGCCUUGAAAAGUCCUUGAAUUUUUUGUUCAAAAAGGAUACGAACCCUGUAAUUAUUAUUAUGUCAAGUUUAAUUUUAUUAAAAAUUUAAGUUUGAAUUCCUAGUCAUAUAGUAGCUUAAGCAUUGUCAGCAUUGUCAAGCUUGUCUUUGACAUUUUGAAGAACAAACCUGAUGGGUAUUCAUUCAUUACUCAUGACCACCUACCCCUCCCCUAAGUCAACAUAAACACUUACUUCUCACUUAUGAUCACCCACCAGAGAUGAAAGGCCUGGUUUACUUUCUUUUUUUCUCUGUAUGGGGAGAAUAGAAAAACAUAUAUUAUUUUUACCACUUGUGAUUGUAAGUGUUCAGUUUUAAGGAGGCACUGUAAAUCAUAAUUUUUGAUGAUUAAAAAACAGAAAGUGAAGAAGACAAUCAGAACAAUUAGAACAUCAUAAUUCAAAAACACUCCUAUAGGAUUUACUUCAAAUCUUGUCAAGGCAAGGACAAUGGUCUAAACUACAGUGUAUUAGCAACGUAAAGGAUUUUAACAGAUUAUUGCUAGAUUUCAAGAAAAUUCCCAAUUAAUUUUGUAGAUUUCAUGUCAUCAUUAUUCUGUUGCUAUGGAAGUGGCAAUGUCAACAAAGCAUACUCUAAAAUUAAGUCCAACGUCAGAAAUGUUGUUUCACUGUGUGGCUUUUUUGUACAUGCAUUAAAGCCAAAGUUAUGAAGCAUCAAACACGAAAGGGGUGAGACCUUGAAGAAUGGGUGCAAGCUUCCUUAAUGAUUUCAUUCCAUCAUGCUUCCAGAUGUCUGUAUAAUGUGAUGAUGUGCAAAAGGAGAAGUGGAAAUGCAGAAGCACUGAAAAAUAGCUUGAGAAAACUAAAGCGAACCAUCUCAGAAGCAGCAACACGUUUCUCAGGAUAUCAUCAGCAUGUAAGAGAACCUCAAGUUCCUUAUGCCAUCAUCCUUCUUGUCCUCCUGUUGUAUGUAUUGAAGGUCAAAAUUAAAUUCAGGUUAAAAUUUUUCAACCUACAUGUAGGUUGGUUCUCAAUUUCCUUUUACUCCUAGCCUUGAUUAUUCAUUAAUUAGGGUUAGGAGACAAAGGUAAUGAAGAAUUAGCCUAGGUUAAAAAAUUUUAACCUGAAUUUUGACCUGAAACGUAAUUAUGUACUACAUAUAUGUUACAGGUCAAAUUUAUUUUUAGGUUAUUUUUGUUUUAACCCAGUUUGUUUUUUAAUGAGUAAACUAAACUCAUGGGUUGGAUUCAAUCUGCCAUUUUUGUGUGAGAGUGAUCGCAAGAAGAGAAAAACGUAGUUCCAUUUACGCAUGAGCAGAUUAUUAUGUGUAGCCAAACACAGUUGGAUGACAUUACGUUUUAUGCUUAAGUAGACCAUUAUUUGUAGACAGUUAUUUGCAGAUCACGUGGUGGGAUCUUGGCCAAUGAAGAGGAAGAAAAAUUUGCAUCAAAUGAUAAUUAAAUUUAGUGGUGCAUGUCAUUUCUCAAGGUAAAACCAGACAACCAGGGUGAAAGAGUUAAAUUAUUAAGAAGACAGCAUUUUACAAAAUUAAUAAUAAUUUUUUUCCGCAAAUAAUUGUCAUGUAAACUUUAAUUUAGAAGGUUCAAGAACAUUUAUAUUAAUACUAUGACUUGGUACAUGACCAUAGAAUACAGGUGACCAAGUUGUUGGGUACUUCUGAUGCAAUGUUAGUGUUGUCAAAAAGUUUUUCUACUCACCAUAUCAUGAUGUCUAAAACAGUUGCAGCGUGGAGCAAUGAGGAUGCUAGCAAUAACAAGGCUUGAUGGUUACGUUUUUUUGUUUAGGAUGCCCAUGAGUUCUUGUGCCAAGUUUUUGAUCAACUGAGAGAUGAUGUAGACACCUGCAAUUCCCCGUCAUCUAAAGCCACAUCUAAAGAAGGCAGUGGCAUGGUAAAUACCUUUUAUUAUUGUUGGUAAUGUAAAAUAAUAUUUUGUCAUUCCCCAUUUGUGCAUCUCCCAAAUUGACCUUGUUUGCCCCCAACCCCCCAAAAUUUAAUAAUAAGUAAAUAAAAACUUUUGCAUUAGCAUUGUCCUCAAUUUUCUCCUGGGGCAACUACAAUAUCCAGGAGAAAUUAAAAAAAAAAGGUUAUCCAAAAUUUUGGGGAGCAAACAAGGUGCAUUAUGGUAGACGUGCAAAUGGCAAAUGUGGGUUUUGUGUUUUAUAUAAUAUGACAAUGGGUGACCCUAACCCAUGAAGCCCAAAUGAUCUUAACUUAACCUGGGCUCUUGGGUUCUGCAGCAUGAAACAGCUAGGAGUAUUGCUACCUCCUCCCCCCUCCCCCUUCCCCCGCCUGGAUGAGACCCCAGUCCAUCUUGGGGUUUAAUAUACUUAUGAGCAGUAUUUUCAGUGAUGUACUUCAAAUAGUAAUAGCCAGUGCAUGUACUCGGUGUCACCUGAAGAGUUAUUACACUAACUAGGACAUCUAAUAAAUUUUCUUUAGGUGGCAGACACACAGUGUCCUGUAACAAGGUCAUUUGAAAGUGCUGUCCUUCAUACAGUUAGCUGUAAACAGUAAGUACAAAAACCAGGGACUUCAUGUGCUUCCAUAUGAAUAGAGACCCUCAGCUGUCACAGUCUUUUGGUUCCUCUCUUUAUCUCAUGCAUUUGAGACCAGAAUUAUUGCCUUUUUAUAACUUUAUUAAAUAAUCAUCAUUUCAGUUUAAGAAAUUUUUAAUUACUAUAUCGUAGCCAAUUUAUAAUCUUAUUAGUUAAAUUUUAAAUUUUAUAUUUCAGUGUUUGCCAUAAUUGUACCCGUGGGCUGUCUAUAAAAUUAGCUGCAUGGCUAAGCAUAAUAAAAUUGUCCUUUGCCCUACUAAUAUUUUGUACUUGUGUAUUUCUGUUGAAUUUGUUAUCCAUGUUUUUUUAACAGACAAAAUUCUUUUACUACCAACAGUACAAAAUCCUGUUCAAUCAAUACAGGGCUUGCAAAAUUCUUUAAUGAUAGCUUAUCCGUUAGAUAAGCAGCCAGCUCUUCAAUUUGGCUUGUGAAGUUCCAUGCUAAGACUUACUUCACUAGUUUAUGUUGCAUUCAGAGUGUAGCAUUUUGUCUGCACUCUUAUGUAUUGGACAAGUAAGCAAGAAACAUUUCUUGCCUAACAGGAAGGCUUUGCUAAGGCAAGCCUUCCCUGAUAAAAAAGAAUAACCUGGCACCUUUUUCUUCAAAACUGGAUGGCAGGUCAGUGACCACUGCCUUUAAAAAAAAGAGCAGAGUGGGUUCUGUUUUUGCUGUUAGUAAUUCAAGAAUUUUUCCAUUAUCCCAUUACAAUGUUCCAACAAAAUAAUCUUUAUUCUAAUUUUAUAUGUUUUAAUAUCAUUAUAGAUGUGGGGAGUCAGCCCUAAAAGAAGAAAUAUAUCAUGCAUUUUCCCUUGAUAUUCCAACCUUGUAAGUAAACAGUGUAUAUGAAGUUAGCUUGAUUGUCUUGAUUGUACAUGUAACAGGGCUUUUAUUACGCGAUGUGCAUCACAAUGCUACUCUAAAAGUCACUUUUCCACAUUUCAUGCUAAAUCAUCACUUGUGCCUUUAUUGAACUGGGCCCCUCAUUAUAAACAAAAGGAAAAACCUAAACAGAAGUUUUGACUUUUUCAAAACACAUAGACAUACCUUCCUUUAGCCAUCCUGUUGGUCACCUGGGUAGGGUAGGGUAGGGUUGGGAAGGUAGGGUAGGGUAGGUAACAUUUGCCAGGGUAGUGUUGGUAGGGUAGUGUAAAAUAAGGUCAACUAGUGUCAGAUCAGUGAAAUUGGUUAACCCUUUAACUGGCCAAUUUUGGGGGGAAAUUUGAUCACUGCAGCUAUGUUGUGAAAAAAUGCUGACAGCUUCUAUACUAUAACUCCCAGGGCCAUAAACUAUAUAUCAAAAUGUUCAUCAUCGAAUGCUCCUCUAACCACAGCAAUAAAAUGUAAAACAAGUUUAUUGUGAAUACUUUACCAUAUUGCUUCCAAUUUCGAUGCUCAAAGGCCACUUGACUUCCAAAGUUGCUUCAUCCUAUUGAGUCAAUUGCUGUUACGAGUUAUUAGAACUUGUUUUUCUUUGCUCGAAGAUUUACCUUCAGAAUAGCAAGUUUUGAUCCAUGUUAAAGGUCAAUUGAAGAUAGUCACGCCCAGUACAAUUCCUUAAAGCUCCACAGAUGAAACCUGAAAAUCACUGUAAUUUAUAAUAUCCAUUUCCACAAUAUUAUUAAUUACUUAUUAUUAAUUUUGUCUAAUUAUUGCUUUUCUAUGCAGAUUACCAGAUAGCUCUUCUUUAACUACAAUCAAUUUGCAAACCUUGUUGGCAAAGUAUUUUAAGGUGCAGUCACUGAACUUGAUGCUUAUUAUUUGUCAACUUUCUUUAUUUCAUAAACAUUUACAGUACACAACUGUCCAAGUUAAAGUUUUUGCUUGGUUGCCACUUGGUGACUAAUUCUGUUGGUUUAGGGAGACUUUUUUACAAAUCAAGUCGCAAGUUUCAAAAUUUUAGGUGCUAUGGCGACUAAAAUAAUUGCAACUUGGAGGGUUGAGUACAGUAAGUUUAAAACUGUAUUUAGUGGAACAGGUUGCCCUAAGGGGUGCAGGGGUGAGAGGGGGGGAGCACCUAAUGGACGUUUGGGUGGUAGAGUGCUGGUUAGCCAGUUAGGGCUUCACAGCCUCGCCCUUUUAAAGGCGAAAACUGUUCAUUUGGCUACCCUGUUAAAGAUGAGACCUUUUUCAAUGACCCUAUUUGGUUUCAUUUCAUUGCACAUACAGAUCUACUUAAGUGUUUUUUUAAGCUGACAUCAAGGAAUAAAAUGUUUUUUGGUACCACACUGUCUUGUAGAUUGCACACUGCCAACAAAAAGAGUCCUUUUUUCAUGUUUCUGCUCAAAAUGUAAGAGAAGAGUCAACUGCUUGAAGUAUGCGUCUUAGCCUGGUGCUACCCUGGCAGUAACUUCAAAGAAAAUAGGUGACUGCUCACAGCUCACAGUUUUUACCUUCUGUUUUCCUUUUUAGGAUGAAGAACUGGAAUAUAAGUGUAGCAAGUGUGAAGCUAAGGAAGCUGUUAUUUCACACAACUUCAUCAGGCUACCAAGGUCAGUUACCAAGGUUAUCACACAUAAGCUUCAACUAUAACUUUGGUCAUACAGACUCAAAGUCUGGAAACUUUAAAGUUGAGAUAAAAGGCCAUUUUACUGCAACAGAGAGAAAGGAGGCUGGAGUUGACCUUGUUUUGAUACAGCCCUUCCUGCUUUCUUAUGUAAAUCUUGUUGUUGUUAUACUAGCUACUAUUAAUUUUUUCAACAUUAAUUUUCAUAAGAAAACAAAGGAAGUUUGUAUCAAAACAUGGUUUACCUCAGCUUCUCAUUCACUCGAAGGCUAGGGUACUAAACCUACAAUUGUAAAAAUGUGACCCUAUUUGGGAAAAGGGGGAUUAAGGUGAAUUUAGAAAACAACGUUCUAACGCGUUUAAUCGGCUUCGUCGAAAAGCGUGGAAACGCAUUUUGUAUGCGUUUAAACAGAUUUUUAAUGCGUUUAAACAACCGGCUCUGUUGCACUUCAAUAUUGCAUUUCGUAUGAUGGAAAGUAAGCUAAUUUAGUUGUAUUUGCAUGAAUAAAUUACCAGUGUUUUAUUAUAUGAAAUGCGAAGAUUAGGGUGCAUGUCUUCCAACUCACUGUGUCAAAAUGAUCAAUUCACCAGCAACUUACCUUUUGCCUUUCCUUUCUACAUAGCAGACGGCUAAAAAAUUGCAUUGCAGUAAUCAUCACAUUCCGUCUAUAAUAUCGUUUUUUCUGUGAGCGCCUCAUGUACACCGACUUUAGCCCACUUGCAGUGCAAGAAUGUCGUGCUAUCAACGGGAGCAACCAAACAAUUAGCACACGCAGGAAAGAAGAUGCGCUUUUCGAGUCUUCCUAAGAAUGGAGCAAGCAGUCGAAUUUGAGCCUACGGAUUCCGUAGUUUUCAUGUUGAAUACAAUAGCCAACAAUACUGCUCAAAGAAACGCAAACUACCUAACGACGCUUCAAAAUGUUUCUAUCGGCAUAUCGGGCUUCAUCAACAGGCUGGUCAAUCCUUUUUCUCAAGCUUGUUUUAAUCUUUUUAUGCUCUUUAAAACCUUCACAUUCGACUCCUUCGUUUUUCCUCUUCGGAAUUUUUGGCGACAAAAGCACGUCGCCAGAAGCGAAGCAGGAUCGAAGAAAUAAUGGCGCAAGCCUUCGUCAUGUAUUUUCGCAUUCAGGGUCACUGGUCACGAUGUCGUGACGCUCGCCCCGUAACAACAGAAAAUAUCAGCUUUUCGCCCGCUUUUAUAACGAGAAAACUUUGACUGUACCUCUAAGGAAUGUGAGACAGCUUGUGCGCAGGGAAGAUCACUUAUUGAAUAAACCUCCAAAUUCUAUGUGUUAUGAAUCAAGGUUUCAAUAAAUUUCAUUCCGUGACUGGCAAGUGUGGGAAUGUUAUCGCUAAUUCCCUUGAGACAUCCUAGGCUGUAAUCUAAUUGGUCGGCAGCUUUGCAGGAGAUCCCAUUACAUAUCUAGGCAAACAUUUGCCACCGUUGAAUGAAGGGCGCAAACAUUCAUACAUUGUAAGUUUUUUGCAUCUAGUUCUGUUUCGAGAUGGAAGUUCUGUUGAUGUUUUUGGAUGGAACAGCUCAAAGGUAUUUGUAAACAACGGCACUGUACAGUGAAUUCUACGCUAUAAAGUACCGACGAAUCGAACCAAAGCAAGCAACACAGAUACAAGAAUCUUAGCUGGGGUACGCAUGCACUUACAAGAUUAAAACGUUCACGAUAAUGUACGUUCCUUAGUCCAUUGUAAAAUUUAACGACGACCAAAGUAAAAUUGGGUUGAAUUCGUUCAUGAAAAAAGUGUAGCAGAUCGUGGAUCAUGGAAAAAACGUCAAGGUGAGCGAUGUCAGGCUUACGCUGUUGCAAAUUGCAGCGAAUCAAAAAUCAUUUGGUUUGUGUCCGUGCAAACGUUAUGUAGCACAAUCGCUCUUAUUCUCUUUAUUUUUAAAAAAGAUAAACUUCAUUGUCUGCAUGUUAAUGCAUGUUCUUACAUUUAGAUGAGUGACCGUGAUUGCUGAAUAUUUACAAAGCGAGACUGUCGCAGAUUUGUUAUGUCACGUGCUUUUGUAACGUGUACGCGUGGAUUAAAAGUAUCAGUUGCAUUUUGACUUUCUUGUGGUUUUUACACCGUUACUGUACUAAGGCCUUGUCAACUCCUCUACCAUGUCUCAUGAUUAUUGCAUUAUUGAAGUCUGCAAUUCGUUUUUUUUUGUACUGACGAGUGGUAGGCCAUUACCGGUAACAACAUUUUAUCUUUUCGAAGCCACUUUGCAGCCCAGAUCGUGAUUCGGGAAUUUUCUGCACCGCUGCUACAGCGCUGUUUAUCGCUCCAUCAUGUAAUAUUCAUUCGUACAUUCCUCACUGCAGCUGAAGUUUAUGCUCAUGAUUUACGUACUGAGUCACCGAGUAUUUAGUGUUUGUUUUCUUCCUCGAAGAACUCCGCCAUAUUUGGUUGGACUUUCGAUCCCGCAUUUCCUCUCCGUUCCGAGUCCUUGAAUGAAGUUUUCGAUGGUUUUUCGAGCUGCAUUGCUUCAAAUAAAUCAGAGUAACCCCGGAUGACACCCAAUAAUGAAGCAAGUGUCCAUGUAAUUAUGCGCUCAUUUGAGGUAAAUUAACAGCGUUUAAACGCGUCGUUUGUAUAAAGCUCUUUCGACAUAAAAAUCUUUCGCACGCGUGUUUUGUGUGUUUAAACGUUGUUUAAAUACGUUUAAACGGUGUUUUAACACGUUUACGUUUAAAACGAUAGAAAACACGUUUUUUUGUUAUUCACCUUAAUCCCCCUUUUCCUAAAUAAGGUCACAAAUGGUUUAUGGAAAGUAGUGAACUUAUGCAAAAGAACAGUGAAGGAACGAAGGCACCAAACCUUGUGUGACAAGCGUAACAAUAAUUAUGAAAAAAAAAAUUACCAUCUUUCAUUCUUUCACUAACAAUAAUAAUAUUGUUUGAAAAAGCUUUCUGCCAAACGUCACUGUCCUGGGAACAGAUCGUUUUCUACCAGAACACAGUAUUGGUUUAAGAGGAUCAUGACAAAACUCGCCAGACAGUAACAGCCCUGUCACAUUUGUCACACAAACAUUUUGCCAUGUUUUUCUUUCAGCCAUCCUGUUGCAUAAGCUCACUCUUAUUAUUCAUUCAAAAUAAAUUAUUUCUCUGUUUUUGAUUGGCUCACAUCUCUCAGCUUAUUAUAUAUAACCAGCUAUAACCAGCCAGCAUUAACCAAAUUGAGAAGACAUUUGUGUUAUGUGGAAAAUUUCGUCAAUAGUACAGGGUAAUGGCCAGAAAAAUUAGAGAGCUUUAGAUUUAUUUAGUUAAAUCUCGUACUCAUAGUUGUCCUCAUCGCCAAAUCUAAAGCUCUCUGUUAAUGCACUCAACCAAGAAGCCAUGGGGAAGAGGUAGAGAGGAGGCAUUGUUUUGGUAGAACUGUACAAAACCCUACCCUACCCUAGCUAAUCUUAUGUAGCUAUCCAACUCUACCUUGCUUUACCCUGCCUAACAUAGUACUCUAUUUUACCUUACUUACCCUACUUUACUCUACUCUUUCCUACCUUCCCUACCCCAAUCUCCACUGCCUUGGGCUUACCAUGUGUGUACCCCACCCAGGUAUAACCUGCUCAUGACUGCUCUGCUCUACUCUACCCCAGCUGUACCUUAGGCUCAGUUUAGAUGUCACUCCACUCCUGUGCCAAACCCAAACUGAUGAAUUAAGUACGGCAUCUGAAUCAAUUUGGUACGACAGUUUUCGUUUGGUGCGGCAAAAGGGCUAAGUUUGACAGAGUCUGUGGAACUUUUGUCAAACUUAAGUUGGGCUUGACACACGGUGCGCCUUCUGAAUCAGAUGUGGCACCAGUGACGCUCCAAAGUCAAACUUAUUCAAUUAGGUUUGGCACAUGACAAGUACGGCGUCUGAACCAGGCCUUAUUCUAUCUUAACUCCAAUCAGUGGUGUUGUUUCUACAGUAUUAUUCUGAAUUGUUUAAUUGAUAGUUAUUGUUCACAAUGUUCUUUCAGGCUUCUUGUCCUUCACUUGAAACGUUAUGAAUAUGACAACUUAACAGAAGAACAAGCUAAGAAACAGGACAAGGUCAACAUUGAAAGGUUCAUUGACUUGAGUAAGUGUCAGGGUUACGUGUUAGAAGUCAAUCAAGUUUUACACAUCUUAUAGAGAGUAUAAAGCUGAACUUUUAUUGGGGGGGUGGGGGUGGGGGUUGGGGAUGGGGUGAGAAACCUUAGUGAGCCCAUGGGUACCUACCAUUUACAUGGGAAAACCAGAAAUUCCGGUUGGAAAAUCAAAUGGUUUGCGUCAUUUUGUUUGGGAACCUUCAGAAAACAUGGGCUGUGAUUUGAGGCAAUGCAAUUUUUCUUCUCUUUUUGGUCUGUUCAGCACAUUUGGAUAUACUUUGUAUUGUAUCGUUUUCCCACCGCGUCAAUUUUACAGUUUUAUGUUUAUGCAGAAGAUUUCUAUCCGGGUGGUUUGUGUAGAUGUUAAACACCCCAUAUUUAUGUGCAUUGCCAGUUAACUGCAUGUUGUUUGUCUUCAUUUGUUAGGUAUGCUGUGUUCUUCAAAAACCAAACCUCCUCUUGAUUUCUGCCCCAAAUCAUUACUUCAAAUGUAAGCUUUUUGUAUCUUCUGCUCCAUAAUAAAUUUUUACCUCAGUGAUAUGAUAGUGGAACGUUUUUCUGGAGACUGAUUAAGUUUUAACACUUUUCAUGCACUUAAAAAUAGGCCAGUUUAUUUUGCUGAUACAGGAGUAGUGCUAGACAGGCGGCAGAAAACCUAAACUGCAUGUUCAUUGAGUCCUUUAAAAAGUCUGAAUUAUUUCAGCCAAGAAAAUCAGAGGAAAAGCUGUUAAAUCUAGCCAUCAAAUUAUUUAACAGUCACUUAUUCAGCAUUAGGUAUUUUGAUAGAUGUAUAUGACAAAAAUCAUAUAAUAACUGUGGAACUGAAAUCAAAAUGAAGAGUGAUCCUCGCAAUUGUGAACGCAAUUUAUGCAACUGCAUAAGAAGCCUGAAAAGUUCAGGUUUUCAGCAGGGUUUGACUCAUGACCUCGCAAUACCGGUGCCCGUCUUAUAGAAAUGUCUGUAAAGAAAGAGUUGGCUGUACCUUCAUUUCUCAGUUCUCUUAAGACUUUGUGUAUUGGUACGGCAUAGGGGAGCGAAGGUAAGAACUUCUGCUCUGCAGUCAAGCAGCUGCGCUCUACCAACUUUGGUUAUGGUAAGGUUAAGAAUCCUGUUUUCUGCCACUACAGCUCUCCCUUAGGUGUAUUUGGAAUUUCCCCUCAUCCAUUUAUUUGUUUUUUGUAUACAUGUACUUGUUAGAAGUGACCUCAUACCUUAUAGUAAUUGUCUGUGGGCUUCCUGUGCUAAGUUCUUAAAUCGAAGUAAACGUUCCUGGAUGUUUCCCCAGUUUUGAGAGGAAAGCAUGGCGUGUUGACUUGUGUUUAUCUCUUUGUUGAAUCCGAAUAUUUUUUCCUCCAUCGUGAGUACCUAAGAGAAUCCAAUAGUACUAAUGUGAUGUAAUAUUAUAUGCAGGAGUCCUCCUAAAUCAAAACAGAAACCUCAGAAGCGACACUACAUCAGUGAAGAUGAUGAUGAUAGCAAUGACUUUCAACCUUCUCCUUCAGUCAGAAGAAAAUUAGAUCACUCAUUCCGGAAUAGCUCAGCUACAAGGUACUAACAGUAAGCUAUGAAAAAGAAGGUCCACUUUAUAUUUGAAUAUUGUAAUCUGCAUUUGGCCCCAGGUUUACCAAAUUAAGGGAAAAAAGAAAUUUCCUAAUUCCAAUUCUUUGACAUCAUACUUUGAGAACUGAUAUACUUUCCUUUUAAAACCACAGAGGAAACUGAUAUUGCUCCAAAAUGCCUCAGGGCCAUACUCCAUCACCUCUUAAAACUUGUAUAAUGCAACUGGCUCCUAGAAACCUCUUUUUCAUUGUCCUUUGAAAACAAAGCUGCAUGCCAUUGUUUAUAGGGAGAGGGACAUUGUUUGAGUCUUUUAUGACUUGGUUUUCAUACAGAUAUUCCUUUAAAGUAAUAUGAAAUAAGGUCUGGCAAAUGUAUCUGGAUUUAGAUAGACAGGGGCACCCAAUGACGGUUUCCUCCCAAAUGCAUUGAAAACACUUUUUAGGUUAUCCAGAGUACUUUUAGGCCUCUAGAAAUGCAUUCUAAGCAGGGCUCUAAAUAUAAUUUGUAUCUAUUCAGUCAUCCCAGGGGAACUUGAGUCUUUUCGAAAUUACAAGGGCUUCAGUAUUAUUUUCCCGAAAAUUUAAAAUGCAAUUUAGCCCACUACAAAAGUGAAAAGUUUUUGGUGUCUCUCCUUCUCAUUUUUGAAUGCGAAAAUUUUACCUUUCCUUUUUCCUUGGAAAAGAUAGCCUAACCUGGGGUGUGAAAUGUGAAAAAUCAAACUUAAGAAAAUCGUAGGGAAUUUAUUAGAUAAGCUUCGAAAAUUGUACAUGAAUUGAACAGUCAUCUAGAAAUUUUUAGCCGCCCUAAAAUAAUAGAAAAUUCUAAGCAAUAUUUGCUUCUCUCGAAAGUUUUUACAGAGAACAGUCGUAAGGUACCCCUGAAUAGAGAGGUUUUUGUUUUACGAAGUCACAGUUAACUUACUCACCUGUGUACCGUUUGCUUUUUAGCCCAUUCAAGAUGUCUUCACGGAGUAAGACUGUAGAGGCAAGUUCUAAAAGUGGCCAAGACGCCAUGGGCUCUUUUGAACCCCAUUUGAUAGAUAAUUCUGAUUCUGACGACAAAGAAAAUAACGUUGAUAGUCACAUUUCUGCAAGCAACAGCCCUGUUUGGAGAGGAACAGAGGAGGAGCAGAUGGAAUGGGCAAUUGCAGAAAGUACUAAAUCAACCGAAAAGGCAGCUGGGUCAAGUACCCAGCAAGUUUCUUACACAGGAAAACUUGCAUCAGCUAAAUCUCUAUCCACAAGUGAUUUUGUAUUAGAUGCAAAUGUGGUUGGCAGUGAGACGGAUGCUGUGUUAACAGAAACCAGAGUUAAAGACUUAACAAACGAUACAGCUAGUGUUGGUUUGUGUGAAGACCCAGUGUGGGCCAGAUCCGAAGAAGAACAAGUAAAGUGGGCUUUAAAAGAAAGUGCCAAGUCAGCGAAAAAAGCAUACAACGCUGGGUCAAUAAUACAACACGAAAGUGGGAAUGAUAUUCAACCAGCACCUGUGGAUUUUGAUGAUGGUGAUUUUGUAUUUAUAAGUGAUGUUUCUGAUGAUGAUCUCAUAUAUGCUGCACCAGAAAGGAGAACAGGUGAACCAGUAGGGUUAAAAGGUGGGGGUCCUGUUACAAAAGAGACUUGUUUAGAUGAAUUUGUUGCCAGUGACGUGGAUGGCUUCAGCAUGGGAAGUGAUGAUGUCAGAACAAAUGACGAAAACUGCAGUGACAAUCCCGGUGUGGAAGUGAGCUCAAAGAAGCCAGUCAUCCUUAAGAACACUCCCAUCAAAAAUUUCAACAAAUACAAGAAAAGGAAUGUUCAUUACAAACAAAAGACACGUACAGACAAUGAUUUUUUGAACACAACACCAACCCUUGGAAAGUUUGAUGGUAAUCUUUUUGAUGAUGUUCCACAGCAACCUAAGUCACCUUAUAACAAUGAAAGCCCUCGUAGUAGCAAUAAGAGUAGCUGGUGUCCCAGGUCAGCUACAAAGUUAACCCCCCUUAGUAGCAACAGGAGCAGCUGGAAUCCCAGCUCACCUGCAAAGUUAAGCCCUUUUAGGAGCAAUAGUAGUAGCUGGUAUUCCAGAUCAGCAGCAAAGUUCAGAGAUGAAGACAUGGAGAAGGCAAUUAACAUGAGUCUGCAAGACCAGGUGGGAACCGUCUUUGUUUGCUUCAUUCUUGUGUUUAGCGCUGUGUUCUAGCAGUGCCUGGUAAUGAGCCCUACUAGCUCUGGCAACAUCAAACCCCCUCACCAAUAGAUAAGUGUGGGGCGGUGCCUGGUCAAACUGAGGGAGGUGCAAGCAAGCAAAGAAGGUAACCAUGACAACCCUGCAAGCAGCAUUCACCAGGCACUGUCACACUGAGAACCUCGGUGGAGAGUUUUGUAGAUACUUACCAAGAGACAACCAGAGGGAAGGGAGGGCUGGGAGCAAAAACAGCUAAAGUCUUCCAUCAUACAGUGCAUGUCCUGUAAGGCAUGCUAUCACAUUUCAGCAUUUUUGUUUGGAUUGGCAAAAACGACCUGAAUACGCUGUGUCCACAUGUAAUUUUUCAAAUAUGGAGAAAAAAUUCUUUGUCUUUAAAAAUGUUGGGAUGUGUACAAGACUUUUAAAAUUUCACCUUCUUGUAGUAAGAAAGGAUGCCUGUUUGUGUGGCCUGGAUAGAUAAGAGCUCUAUCCCUCAGGUGCAGGGUUCUUUGCAUGGUGAACCCUGAACUAUGCACCCGGGGGGGGGGGGAAGAGGGGGUACUCCCCUAUAAAAGUGACAGGGUGCUUGUCGGACAUUUUCAAGAACACCCUUAAAAGGUACCAGAAUCUUGUUUUAUGGGCGUGUCUCAAAUUCAUUUCCACCCCUAAGAGGUACCAAUUCAAUAACAACAAAUUAUAUACCUGGCACUGCAAAUUUUAAUAGCAAUAAAGAUAACUUUCGAACCCUUUCUUCUCAAGGACUUUUUGAAAGUAUUGCCAUAAAUCUUUAUCCCAAUAAAGCGUAUCAUCUCUGGCAGCGGUCAUUUUAGGUUUUAGCACCCUAAGCAGUACCAGUCCACAAAUUUGAACCCCUAAAAGGUACGUCUAGCAGCCCCGUUACUUCUAUAGGAGAGUACCGCCCCCCUCCCCCCACCCGGAACCAUGCAGGUAAGGGUCCGGUGGAAAGGUUAUAGUGAACCAGUCGGUGCUUUCAGAUAAAACAAGCAUAAGCAUAAGAAGCUCAUGCACUAGUGAGGACAGCCAUGAUAUCACAGGCAGCCCAAGCGCACUAUGUGUGGGUCCGGGCUUCAGAGGUCACUCUGUGUCCUACGGCCGGCUUAAACGCCGUUUAGUCGACUUUCUUUCCAUCGAGUACUGAACGCUAUGAAAGAUGGAAAGUACUCGAUGGAAAUAAAGUCGACCGAACGGCGUUUAAACCGGCCGUAGGACACAGGGUGGCUAUGAACUAAACGUAAGGGAGCUUUUUGAAUCAAUGUUUCGCGCGAUCAUGAUUUUUCUCUUAGCGUCGUAGAUUCGAAUACAUGUAAUAAAAUUCGAACAAUAAGGGCCCGAAUCACAUGUAAUAAUGCAAGAAAUAUCGACCUUCGUUCUCUUAAAGGCUACUAGUACAGAUAGACAAACAAAAAGACUUCAUAUCUUUAAGAUUUUUGCAUUUUUUUGGCACCAGAUAAUGCACUAAUAAUUCUAGUAUACUCCGACCAAAUGACCUUUAAAGCCCGAACCCACACGUAGUGCGUUUGGGCUGCCUGUGAUGAUAUAAGCUUAAGUAUAAGAAGAAUGCAAGGUUUUGAUACACUUGUGUUUAUCCCUAUGCUUACAUCAAGGCUGUCCUUACCCAUGCAUAAGUUGCUUAUGCUCAUGCUUAUUGCAUAUGCUUGCGUCGCUAAUGUGAACCAGGCCAAAAAUGCCUAUUGGUUAAAAUUUGUUUAAAAUUAAGUUUUCGAAACUCCCAACAUUUGCUAAUCUUUCAUUUUUUUGUAACUUAUUCAAAACCACAGCGUGUGUUGAGUGAAGAAGAUGAAGAACUGAAUAGAGCUUUGCAGCUAAGCUUACAAGGUAGGGAGACACUUUGUACUUCAAAAGUUAAGUUUACUUUAUUUAAAAAAAAAAAAACAAACAAAAGUAAAUUUCUUUAUUGUGGAAGUACACUAAGCUGGUCUAGCUACAUGUACUCACUCAAAGUUCUAUAUGGCGAGACUGCCCAGAGGUCUAACCCCUUUCCAUUUUAUAUACCAUUUUGGACAGAAAAUAAAAUCUUUGGUAUACUCUCCUUUGAAAAAUGGCACCCCUUUGACAUACCUACAGUCAAACCUCUUUAAUACAGACACCAAAGGGACAGAACCAAGUGUCCGCUUUACAGAGGUGUCCGUAUUAUAGAGGUAGGGAAUAUAUGGUUUUUGGCAUUUCUGGGACCAAACGAACUGUCCGUAAUGGAGAGGUGUCCGUAAGGAGAGGUUAGACUGUACUUUAUAGGAGUACUUUACUAAAGUGGAAUUUUUUUAGUCAGUGCUGUGUAAUAUUUAAUAGAUUUAAAUCUUAUAGCCAUAAUGCCUCCCCUUUGAUAUACUUCAAUUCUGAAAAGGUACGGAGCCUUCCUGUACAAGCUAUUAUUGCGAGUUCCCCUUUCAGGUAGUUGAUGGUAUUACAGUUACAAUAGAGCUCUUCAUAACCUGUUGGUCUAGAUGGACCUGUUUUUCUAGAUGGGUUCACUGAAAAUGCUCUGUGAAAGGGAUAAAAUCCUGCCCGCUCCUACAUAAUUCAAGUGGCGUGAUAGGUCCUUUUAAGUCAGCAGCUGUUAAUUUAUUUAUUUACAUUAGUGGCUGAUUGAUUGAUUGAUUGAUUUUUGAAGAAUUUGAAGAAAAGUGUCCUCCAGAAGAUCAAUUAGCUUCUCCAAGAAGCCUGAAUGUCGCAGAAACUGAGAACUUGUCAUGUUAUUCUACUAUUCAGGUAUUUAUUAAAGUACUAUUAUUACUAUAGGGUCGCUUACCAUAUUCAGUGACUAGUUAAGUCAACUUCAACUUAAUAAACAUAAUCAAGUAGCAUAACGGUAAUAGAGGAGAGAAUUUAUGAAUUAGGGUGUUGGUUAGCAUACCGUGUGGCACGAAAUUUUUGCGGGAGUCUUUGUUUGCGGAUUGGCGAUUUUUUGCGUUUUGCGGGAACUAAUUUUUGCGAUUAGGACAAAUUGGUUUUUCUUAAUUUUUGCGAUUUUCUGAAAGUACCCAGUACCAAGCACUGGUAAUAUUUUCGUUGUUGUUAAGUACGUGCAAUAAAAAUACAUUUUUUAAAAAACAAUACUGCGGUAUGGGUAUUCUAUUUAAAACCAGUAAUUCAUUGUGUACCGUUUUGUUUCUGAAUGAAAGAGGCAAUUUGUAACUGAAGAGACACGAUUUCUUCGUACUGUAUUUUUGUGUAGCGAAUUUAAGUUAGAGAAUAUUUACUCUGGAGUAAUUUUUGCGGGAAAAUGUUUGCGGUAAUUUUCGUAUCAUACGGUAUCUAGAAAGAGCAAGAUCAAAAAUGUUUACUCGCUAAAAUUCAGCCUGUUGGUACAAAUUGAUGGGUAGAUAAAAACACUGUUAUGCUCUGAUGACUCCAUAGAAAUCCUUCUAAGAUAAGUCAUUUCGCCUCUCUCACUUUUUACUGGCUUCAAAAGGGGAAAAUGAAGCUUUCCCUUCGCCAUCCUCUCCGGUCUCCACACAUUGUUCUACCGCUGUUUGAGCUACUUGUAGGAAACAGCAAACACUCCAACUUUGAAUGGAGGAAAGGGGGAGGGUGGUGGAUUGAUUCCGGAAAUUAUCCCAUUUGAGGACAGUGACUCAACAAUUUUGUGGCCAAUUGUAUUUAUUAGGCACUCUUCUAAAAUAAUAAGAAACGACUUAACAUAUAAUCUGAAGGGAAAUCGACAGGAUUAAAAAUCUCAACUUGCCAACCACAAUGUAAAAUUUUACUAUGCUAAGUUUUGAAAAUGUUAGAAAAGUCGGGCGAUCCCGCACCUAUUUGAAAGAUUGUUUUUGAUUAGCUGGGAAAACAAUAGGGAUUGUCAUAUAACAAUGCCCCUAUCCCUGAAAACAAUGGAAGUGCAGAUUAAAGGGGACCAGAGAAAUAACAGGUUUAGACCGGUGCAGGUCUACUGUAAAAGUCCCCUGCUUGGGUGUUUAUCGUAGAAAGACGACUAAGAUGUUAUACCACCUUUCUGAUAUUUCGAUGUCACAAAGACAUUUCAAUAAAAUUGUUGUGGUUUUUCUCUUGUGAAUUGUAGGAUGACGAAAGUGAACUUUCAACACAUUCCUAUCGACUUAUUAGUAUUGUGAGCCAUCUUGGUACAAGUUCUACUUCAGGUUAGUCAGUCCAACCUUUUCAUUCCAUCCACUGUUGAGUUUUGUUCAGUUGCUUUCAUUUGAGUGGCAAAACUUUAAGAUUUCAUUUAUGGAGUCAACCCUUUAAAAAAACCUUGCAAAUAAUAAUAAACAGUCCUACGGUACUGCUCAGUAACUUUCAUUUUGUAUGGUCACACUUUAGGAUUUCAUCCACAGACUCAAAAGUUAGAACCACUUUGUACAGCAUAAUAAACAGUACCACAGGAAAGUACUGCUCAGUAGCUUUCAUUUGAAUGGUCACGCGUUAGGAUUUCAUCUACAGACUCAAAAGUUAGAACCACCUUGUACAACAUUAUAAACAGUACCACAGGAAAGUACUGCUCAGUAGCUUUCAUUUGAGUGCUCACACUUUAGGAUUUCAUCCACCGACUCAAAAGGUAGAACCACCUUGUAAAUACCAAGGGCUUAAAAUUUUCAAUUUAGUACAGGUUAAUGUCCUAAAACGUUAAGUCCCAUUCCGUAUCGAAUUAAAAGAUUACAAGGUCGUAUUGAGGUGUCAAUUUGAAAACUGAUAGCUCUGUUGUCAACUAUGUAUUUCCUUUUUUGAUCCAGGGCACUAUAUCUCAGAUGUAUAUGAUUGCAAAACUAAGCAUUGGACUAGUUAUGAUGAUUCUACUGCCACAAAGGUAAGGGUACGGAACGCACCAAUCACAUUCAGAGUCUUCAAAACCAAUAGCAUCUUGGCCUUACUGACCGAUGGCCAAAAAGUCCACAGGUAACCCAAGCUCAUAACAAAUAUUCCAUUUUGUGAGCAGAAUGUGCAUUAAAUUACGCUUUGAAGCGUACCGGUAACAUUUUCUCGUAGUUAUUUGUUUGCUGAAUGUGUUUUAGUCCUCUUUGUCUCGUUGAAAUGCCGAAAGCCCGUGAGCAACACUGACCCUACUUAGCUAGCAAUUAUUCAUACGGCAAAAACAGUAGGAAUUGAGCUUGGGCUACCUGUGUAACAUCGCGACCUAAUUGACCAAUCAGGUCAAUAACCAGAGUUUAAUACCAUCAACUGACGUGAUACAACUCACUUUGACUCUUAAGGAUGACUACCACACAGGUUGUGGAAACAUCAGUCUAUGCGGGACUACACUCGCCCAGACGAUGAUAUUCCAGUUUGGGGGGGGGUCCGGAGGCUCGGACCUCCCCCCCCCCCCUACCUGGCGCUAGUUUGAGACUGAAAUUCUUGCAUCGACAGAAUCGUAUAUCACUUUUGAACUGGCUGAUUUUUUUUUUAAUGAAACGUGCGUUGCAUUUUGCCACUAAACUAAAUUCCAAGGAUAAUCAAACAUUUAAUUGCUUUUGGGUACCCUCCUAUGAUCUGUUUGCCUCUGCUCGUAACGCAGUACAUGGCAGGGGGCCAAGGAAUUAUAACGUGCAACCGCGACUGGUGGGAGGGGAUGUGGGGUGAAGUAAUUUGCCACAAAAAGUUCAACAGCCCUUUCCGAACCAAAGUUUGCCCCCCACUCCCCCAAUCAAAACUUCCCGUGGAUCCGCCCCUGCAAAAUCAUCUGUAGAGCCCUUCUACUAAAUGUUUCGAAUGUUGUUGCACCUGUCAAUGUGUUUUCAUGUCUACAGGUUGCGGAGCAUGGUGUUCGUUACAAAAGGCAGCAAAGUGGCUACAUCUUUUUUUAUUUGUACAAGUAAGUAGACUUGCUUGUCAUCCAAGUCUCGUAAACCCUCGGUUACUUCUCGUGUCUGAGCCUGGUUCCAUGGUUCUCUUUUAAUUGACCUUUUUACCGAUACGGCGGCGUCGUUAAGUUAUAUUUAAGGAGUAUUAUAGGAUACCCGGGGGGUGGGGGGGCAUGAACACAUUACAUUUCUUAAAGUUAUAAAUGAGAUUGUAAUCUGAAAAAAGAUCGUUGUGCCGUGUUAGGAUGUAAUAAUGAUCGCCUUUUUCCCGAGAAAUAUACAGGGAAAGACCAUAUUUGUAAUACUAAACGAGUACAACGGAUCCUGCUCAUGCCCCACGGGGCAUCCCGUAAUACUCCCUUAAUCGAAUUAAUUCAAUAUGGCCGCCGUAUCGGUAAAAAGGUCUAUUGCGCACUUCUUGAGUACCUAAAGGUGUAUCCCAUUCGUUCUCACCCUCAGCUCCUAUCCUGUCUCUUGGCUGCUCUUAAAGUGAGGAUUUUUUUUUAUAUCACUAUUCUUAUGUGAUCUUACAAUGGGGUAUAGAAAGGUAUUAUCGAGAUUUGACCGAAAUACAGUGCGCAAUUCGGGCAGACGACAAAUUUUUUGACGGGAUGUGGAAUUUUGUAAACUUGAAAACUGUGAAAUGGUUGAUCCUUGUAUACCUUUGGAUUAGUUGCCAUGGAUAACUGAUGAUUUUUUUUUUUUGAAGUUAAAAAUCAUCGUCUUUCCUAACAACGUCGUUAUCAUUAUUACUAUGUAUCUCCUUUGGGAAAACAAUUAGGCUCGUGUUACUUAAAGAUUGUAGCAUUUUAAAGUGACAAGAUUUAUGUUGUUUAGGAUUUUGCCGAAUGGUUCAAUUAAUGCCAUGUUUGUUUGUUUUUUUUUUUUUUCCAGACAAUGUGUAGAUGCCAUAGAAAAUUCAGCUUCAGUCAAGGAGAAAAAAUGAAGAAGAGAUGAGUUUAUUUUUGUAAAGAGACUUUAUGAACGAUGUCACGUUCAUCAAGAUUGUUGAAAAUUCCCGGACACACUUCUGUCUUUUCUGCUCAAGACCUUCAAACGUUGUUAAAAGUGUAGCGUGAUGUUUUUGAGUCACGUUUCAUCAAAGUGUAUAUUUCGAUUCCUUAUAGUAGUUGUUAUUAAUUAUCACCAGGAGUAUUUUUAUAUGAGAUGGACAAUUGGUUAUUUAAUUACUGGUAUAAGGAAAAAUCAAAUUGAAUGCCUUCUGUAACAGACAUCACCAAUUACUGUGAAACUUUAUAGAAACCAUUCCUUGCAAUUUUUGUUCUUUGUCACUUGACGUCUGCGAAAAGGCUUUCCCAUCGUCCCUAGCGCGCCUUUUUCCCUCUCCCCAGUUGCACAACAGAAGGUGGUUGGAAGAGAGGCAGACUCGUACCCAUUCCUCUCUCAUUUACUAUUCUCUAUUGGUGAUGACAUCUGGGAAGAUGCCAAUAAAAUUCGCCGUUUUCUUUCUUCCUUCUCAUAUGCAACCUUCACUCAAUAAACACUUCCCAUCAAUCAGAGCGCGAACAAGAGAAGAGACUGGGUACAAUUCAAGGAGAGAUGGGGAGAGUCCUGUUAGUUUCGUGUCAUUUCAAGAUAAUUUUUACACAAA